GGAACAGAACGCUCAGCCUAGCGCUUCAAACUAAAACUCAGACAAAGACGCUCACUCCUCUCCGCUGUUCUUGAAGGGACCGCCACAGCACUAACCGGAAGCUCCACCCAUAUCUCGCGAGAGCUCAUUCGCGGAGGGGGUAUCGCGAGGGCUGCUCCCGGAGUCCUGGCUGAAUCUGAGGAGCGCGGGUCUCAGCCCCGGGAAUUGACUGGGCGUUUCCGUUGUCGGCGUCUCGAGACAGGAGCCGUAUACUAAAGACGAUGUCAGGAAGCUUCUACUUUGUAAUUGUUGGCCACCAUGAUAAUCCAGUUUUUGAAAUGGAAUUUUUGCCAGCUGGGAAAACAGAAUCCAAAGAUGAUCAUCGUCAUCUGAAUCAAUUCAUAGCUCAUGCUGCUCUUGACCUUGUGGAUGAAAACAUGUGGCUUUCAAACAACAUGUACCUGAAAACUGUGGACAAAUUCAAUGAGUGGUUUGUGUCAGCAUUUGUCACUGCAGGCCAUAUGAGAUUUAUUAUGCUUCAUGAUAUAAGGCAAGAAGAUGGAAUAAAGAACUUCUUUACUGAUGUCUAUGAUUUAUAUAUAAAGUUUGCAAUGAAUCCAUUUUAUGAACCCAACUCUCCUAUUCGGUCAAGUGCAUUUGACAGAAAAGUUCAAUUUCUUGGGAAGAAACAUCUUUUAAGCUGAAUGCAGAAAAAUUUCAAAAUAAACAAUGUCACAAUGGGAUAUACUCAGGAAUGUGUGCAUUGUAACUUGAUUAAAUAGCCUAGAAAACUUAGACUUGUCUCGGUUUAUCUAAAUCAAAUGGAAUUUCUUUUAUAAUUUAAAAAUGGUAUAUUCUGUUUCAUGUUUGUUAUCAACAGUAUUUGCUUGUGAAGUGUUAUUUAUAAGAGCUCUUUAUCAGGGCUGGGGAUUUAUCUCAGUGGUUCUGCUACCUGCCUCACAAGCACAAGGUCCAAGUUUGAU
This is a messenger RNA of Fukomys damarensis (Damara mole-rat), 962 nucleotides long. It is a transcript of the gene Trappc2, whose product is annotated as trafficking protein particle complex 2. Gene Ontology annotation, cellular component: nucleus; TRAPP complex; cytoplasm. Bases 261 to 683 code for a protein of 140 amino acids. The record is from RefSeq and is a predicted model, not a curated record. The transcript has 6 exons. Gene Ontology annotation, biological process: endoplasmic reticulum to Golgi vesicle-mediated transport. Lineage: Eukaryota; Metazoa; Chordata; Mammalia; Rodentia; Bathyergidae.